Messenger RNA from Saccoglossus kowalevskii, 1023 nucleotides. RefSeq lists its product as uncharacterized. Gene Ontology annotation, molecular function: DNA binding. Lineage: Eukaryota; Metazoa; Hemichordata; Enteropneusta; Harrimaniidae. Gene Ontology annotation, biological process: DNA recombination; DNA integration. The record is from RefSeq and is a predicted model, not a curated record.
AUGUCAAGUCGUUUCGGGGGUCUGGCCUACUACGAAUAUCACCGUCAAUUCGCAGCCAGGGCUGCAGCCUUACUUCUUAACCAUAAUAUAAAGGUCGAUUGGUCACGCCGUGAUCCCAUGCUCUACACUUCUAUUUUCGCCGGAACAACAGUAACGGCUUGUAAAACAGACAUCGUUGAUGCAUUUAAGCUUCUGCCCAUCCAUCCGUCACUUUGGCAUUUAUACGGCAUCAACUGGCAGGACAAUUUUUAUUUUUUCGUCCGCCUUGCUUUUGGGUCUCGCUCCAGUCCUAAAAUUUUCGAUCAACUCUCAACUGCCAUUUGCUGGAUCGCUCAUCAUUACUACGGUAUCAACAAAAUGCUGCACCUACUAGAUGAUUUCCUUACAAUCGAUGCACCAUCCUAUGAUGCUGAAAGAACAAUGGCAUUGUUAACGCUCAUUUUUGGCCGCUUAGGAAUCCCAUUAGCCCCACAUAAGACCGUAGGUCCUACUACUACUUUGGAGUUUCUUGGUAUUGAACUUGAUACCAUCAAGAUGGAGGCCCGUCUGCCACUGGUUAAGCUCAAUUGUCUUCUUGAUUUGCUUGAUGAAUUUCUCCUACGCAGAUCCUGCACCAAGCGCCAGCUAUUGAGUCUGCUUGGACACCUCAAUUUCGCGUGCCGUGUAGUCCCUCUGGGUCGUACUUUCAUUUCACGACUUAUCAAAAUUUCGAAAGGCAUUCAAAAACUCCACCACCACGUCGGAAUUUCAUCUGAAAGUAAACAGGACAUUUGCAUGUGGAAGGAAUUUCUAUCUGGGUGGAAUGGCAUUUCACUAUUCCUCGACAGAUACCUCACUCCUGCCCCAGAUAUGCAGUUAUUUACAGACGCCAGUGGUAUCGGCCAUGGUGGGUAUUUCCGGGGAUACUGGUUCCACGAAAGAUGGGCAACAAACCUUAGACUCGAUCAUGACAAGACUCUGUCUAUCGCAUUCCAGGAACUAUGUCCCAUCGUUGUAGCCGCUUUGCUUUGGGGUCAUCAAUGA